AUGGAGGAGAAUACCGACCUCGCAGGAGGAAUAUGUCAUAAAGCUGUCGCGAAACCACGUUGGGAAAAAAUUACUCAGGAGCUGAACUCAUUAGGACCACCAACACGAUCAUCAGAUGCAUGGCAACGAGUUUGGAACGAUUUAAAAUAUAAAACAAAGAAAAACAGCGCUCACAACCACGCAGAGAAUUUAGCAACUGGAGGUGGGCCAAAUAACACAGUUCCACUCUCAAAUCUGGAAGAGACGGUGAACAGGCUAAUGAGCUACACCACUUACAACAAUCCGCCAGGCGAAGAAUUUGGAAUAGAAAAUAAUGACGAUAAUGAGUCCGUUACGGAAGUGGAAAUAUAUUCAGACCACGAUAUCCCAGGGCCUUCGCGAAAUGUGAUACCUUCGCGAGAGCAUGGCCGAAAUAGCAGCUCUAACCCUAAAAGGAGAGAAGAAAAACAAAUUGCACUCCUUGAGCGGCAGACGGAUCAGCAGGCUGAAUUUCAAAAGGAAACUUUGGCCACACUAAAAGAGAUGAAACAAAGCCUUUCAAAUAUUGAAGUAUACACAAAAAAACUUACUAUAUAAAAAAAGAUAAAUUCGCUAUUUAUAAGCAGGAAAUGGAAAGUAAGAGAAGAGAUAGGAAAGCGAAGUUAGAACUCAAGAAAAAACUUCUUGAGAUCAAACAGAAUAUGUACGCAAAUUGUUAGUUUUAAGUAUGUAAAUAUAUAAAUUUAUAAAGUGUAGUGUAGUGGACUGAAUU
Molecule: messenger RNA, 751 nt
Organism: Rhagoletis pomonella (apple maggot)
Lineage: Eukaryota; Metazoa; Arthropoda; Insecta; Diptera; Tephritidae
Exons: 2
Coding region: 1-576 (191 amino acids)
Cellular component (GO): nucleus
Source: RefSeq, a predicted model, not a curated record